Carassius gibelio (silver crucian carp) is the source of this 1536-nucleotide messenger RNA. Its product is annotated as casein kinase II subunit alpha'. Gene Ontology annotation, biological process: protein phosphorylation; regulation of chromosome separation. Gene Ontology annotation, molecular function: ATP binding; protein serine/threonine kinase activity. The record is from RefSeq and is a predicted model, not a curated record. The transcript has 12 exons. NCBI's taxonomy places the organism in Eukaryota, Metazoa, Chordata, Actinopteri, Cypriniformes, Cyprinidae. Bases 1 to 1035 code for a protein of 344 amino acids. Gene Ontology annotation, cellular component: nucleus; cytosol; protein kinase CK2 complex.
AUGUGUUGUUGUUUUUCUCCCAUUAUCACAAAGUAUGCUGACAAAAAUGAAAAAUUGCAUUUAUCUAUUACUUCCUGUGUCUUAUUCAGCAACCAGGAUGACUACCAGCUUGUGCGAAAGCUUGGAAGAGGCAAAUACAGUGAAGUGUUUGAGGCCAUCAACAUCAACAGCAACGACAGAGUAGUUGUUAAAAUCCUAAAGCCUGUUAAAAAGAAGAAGAUUAAGCGUGAGAUCAAAAUUCUGGAGAACUUAAGAGGAGGAACCAACAUCAUUCGUCUUGUAGACACAGUGAAGGAUCCUGUGUCUAGAACGCCAGCCCUUGUGUUUGAGUACAUCAAUAACACAGACUUCAAGGAUCUCUAUCAGAGACUAACAGACUUCGAUAUCCGGUUCUACUUGUAUGAACUUCUAAAGGCACUGGACUACUCUCAUAGCAUGGGCAUCAUGCAUCGGGAUGUCAAACCUCAUAAUGUCAUGAUAGACCACCAAAUGAGAAAGUUGCGGCUAAUAGAUUGGGGUCUUGCUGAGUUUUACCAUCCCACGCAGGAAUACAAUGUAAGGGUCGCCUCAAGAUCAUAUAAGGGACCAGAACUACUGGUUGACUAUCAGAUGUAUGACUACAGUUUGGACAUGUGGAGCUUAGGCUGUAUGUUAGCCAGUAUGAUCUUCCAGAAAGAGCCAUUUUUCCAUGGUCAAGACAACUAUGACCAGUUGGUCAGAAUUGCCAAGGUUCUUGGAACAGAAGAGCUCUUCAGCUACCUGAACAAGUAUCACAUUGAGCUGGACACACGUUUCAAAGAUCUGCUUGGCCAGCAGACCCGUAAGCGCUGGGAGAACUUUGUUCAGCCAGAGAAUCAGCAUUUGGUGAGCCCAGAGGCUUUGGAUUUGCUGGAUAAACUCCUGCGUUACGAUCAUCAACAGAGACUGACUGCCCAAGAGGCCAUGGAACACCCUUACUUUUAUCCUGUGCUGAAGGGACAGCCUCUGUCAAACUCAGAAGGCGCACUGGCAAUAAGCAGCUCAACCACAACAUGAUGGGCAAAAGCAGGAAAACCUUUUUACCUCAACGUGUCGUGCAGAGACAUGCUGCCUUUCAGGUGUGAAGCUUCAGUUUACUGGAGCAAGAAGUUAAGCAACACAAGACUUGUACAGAAUGAACACAACAGGCUGUUGUCCCUCUCCUACAUUCACUUUGUAUUAGUGCUGCUUGCCAUUGUUAUCUAGGUACCCAACUGGUAUUAUUCCCCCAUCUCCCCCCUUUUGAGUUGGACGUCUCCAUUUCAUUUUUUGAACAACACUGAAUUAAGCUAUGAUAUUAUGACUGGGAAAGAAUGCCUGCUCUUUCCCCAUGAUUCUCAGGCUGUUGAUGACCCAUGGGGGCUCCUGAUCCUGGUUGCGUUAUAUACUGGAAGAUUGUGUUGUUCAAUGACUUGCCCUGCUGAUAUGAGCUCAGAUUAUAAACUAUAGUAUUGUCAGGUAUGGAGGCUUUACUGCAAUUUAUUGAAAAUAAGAUAUAUUAAAUGAAACCGUUUUUAA